CCACGAUAACACUGCCAACUUAUUGGUGUACAUCAGUGGGCGCUUGUCGUGUUGGUGAAAAAAAAAAUUCUUUUGUGUAUUGUGCAAGUUGUAAUUUGGUAAACAUGCAGUCCCACCAAGGACAGCCACCAGCCUAUGCUCCUCCACCACCAUACUCAGACCGUCCGAUGGUGCACGGCACCACGACGGUCAUCACCACAGCCCCGGCGCCUGCCAUGAUGCCGGCUGUCAUCAUCACCCCAGGCCCAGCCGUGGGCUCCCAGCCCACGAUACUAAACUGCCCCAGCUGCCAGGCCCAAAUCGUAACCAGGGUUGAGAGCAGUCCGUCGGUCAGGACACAUCUUAUAGCUGCCUGCUUAUGUUUAUUCAUUUUCUGGCCGUGCACCUGUCUUCCGUACUGCAUCGGCUCCUGCAACAACGCCGACCACUACUGCCCGAACUGCAACGUGUAUCUUGGAAGCUACAAAUUUUAAAUAACCUCUAACUCUAAAGCGCAAUACACAUUGAGCCCGCCGGGCCGCCGAUAUUAUGUCGGCAACUUUUUGUCGGCGGUCAAGUUGGCGGCUUCACUAUUACAAGUCGGAGAAUUUGGUCGGCGGCAUGUCGGCGGCUUGAGAUGAGAAAUUUAUUUGGCAAUCAGCAUACAAGCACGUCACUACAGGUCAAACGUCGCCGGGCAAUUGAGCGCAGGCGUACCCAAGCCGCCAACAUGUUGUCGGGUAACACGCGCGGGCGCAUGUUGCCGACAUGAUUCUUUUCAUAUAGGCCGCCGGGUUAUGUCGCCGGGUUUUGUCGGCGGCCCGGCGGGCUCAGUGUGUAUUGCGCUUAAGCCUAGGCGUCGACAUCGAAUUUUACUUGCCCGAUAGUUGGGUCGGGCUGUUGAUCAGUAUGGAGAUGUUUGAAAGUGCGCACUACACCAAUUUGGUAUCGGCCGAUUUUUCAUACAAACAAAUUAGAAUCGGGCCCAACUAUCGGCCAACUAAAAGUCGGUGGUCUGCGCCUAGGCUAACCGUAACUAUAACGAUAACCGGUGUUUUUACAUGGAGUUUGACAGAUGUUUGACGUUUGUUAUAGUUAAAGUAAGAUGAUGCAACCCAGCCUAAGUUGUUUAGUUUAAUGUUUAAUAUUUUGAGCAAAAUAAAAUAGAGUCAACAUUUACAAUCGUUUAAGUAGGCAAAGAGGUAGAGGGAGAUAGUUCAAUAUUGAGCUUAUGUCUCGAAAAAUCAUCAUUGUAUUGUUAUAUGAGGCAUAUUAAUAUUGAAUGUUAAUAAGUAUUCUUUGUAUCUAUCUAUUGUGUUGUAAGAUAGUAACAUUGUUCAUGUCAAAAUGUGACCAUGGCCAAGCCAAGUUUUUGUAAAUAAUAAACCUUAUUUUAUAAUGAAUAGUGCAAUGAAAAUAAAAAUAUAUAUUUUAUAGUAUUACGAUUAUGGAUUUUUUGUUAUUUGAAAAUAAAUAUUUAUUAAUAUUUUUA
Molecule: messenger RNA, 1471 nt
Organism: Ostrinia nubilalis (European corn borer)
Lineage: Eukaryota; Metazoa; Arthropoda; Insecta; Lepidoptera; Crambidae
Product: lipopolysaccharide-induced tumor necrosis factor-alpha factor homolog
Exons: 3
Coding region: 105-473 (122 amino acids)
Molecular function (GO): zinc ion binding
Source: RefSeq, a predicted model, not a curated record